Messenger RNA from Miscanthus lutarioriparius, 966 nucleotides. The record is from the annotation of a GenBank genome assembly. NCBI's taxonomy places the organism in Eukaryota, Viridiplantae, Streptophyta, Magnoliopsida, Poales, Poaceae.
AUGGCCGCAACACAUCUAGAGCAGGCUGUCUUCAUGACACCGGGGGUGUUUGAUGGUGAUGCCGCUGAGGCGUUGCUUGAAAAUUUUGGACAGAUUGUGUGGGAUGAAAUGCCUGCUGCUAUCGGCACUCACCACGGUGGCAAUCAUGACUGCUUCAUGUCAGCCAUUGCUUGGGGACAAGCAAUGUUUUGUGGGGACGGUAUUGUCAUACCCGGUACUAUAGGAUAUAUGUGCUGGGGAAACGAGCAGCAGCUUGAGCUAUAUAUGAUACCUGAGAGACAAUGGGAUCCAGUGUUACAUCUUGAUGUUAGGGACCCCUUGGUUAUUUUAUCCAUCAUCCGUCCAUGGGAUCCUGGUAUUUUUCAUGCUGUUGCUUGGGGACAAGCAAUGUUUUGUGGGGGUGGAAAUGUAACAUCUAUAGAUAUGGUCUAUACACAAAGGGGCCCACAUCCAAAGGAGAGAGGGCAUCGAACCGAAAAUACUGAAUUGGGAUUUCCCCUUUCGCUGUUCGUCCGUGGCGAUGAAUCUUCUCACGUCCCGGCGAUCCUCGUCGGCGGCCACGGGAACCUACCGGUGAGAGCAUCAUCGUCUUCCUCACGUCCUGGUCCUCACCACCGGUGGCCACAGGGUGUGACAAAGGGCCGCGUCCAACUCCCGGUGGCACCAGCGCCGCGUUCUUCCAAGAAGCUGGCGCCACCGCCGCCGCGGUGGCCGCGGGCGCUGGUCUUCUACGGCGGUGGAGGUGCUACCACAGAGGAGCCAGCCAGCCAGCCACCAGCUCGGAUUGGGACACCAGCUCAGAUCGGGAAAAUAUCCAUGCGAAGUCUCUGCAUCCCAAACCCGAUCUUGCCAAGUUUUAAUCUUGGUCUCGCUAGAUUGGAAUUGACAACAGGGAAUCUCUCGAAAGGCGAUGCCAACGACAAGCAACUGUCCAUGGGGAAAAAGUUUUUAGAGAAGAACAAGUAA